This is a messenger RNA of Rasamsonia emersonii CBS 393.64, 2817 nucleotides long. RefSeq lists its product as uncharacterized. Bases 1 to 2817 code for a protein of 938 amino acids. The record is from RefSeq and is a predicted model, not a curated record. Gene Ontology annotation, molecular function: protein binding. Lineage: Eukaryota; Fungi; Ascomycota; Eurotiomycetes; Eurotiales; Trichocomaceae. The transcript has 14 exons.
AUGGACAUAGGUACAGUACAACUCUCGAUCUCUGCAGCAGUACCGCUAAUACAAGCAGCGGCAGACGCUCGACGCGACAAUAUCCAUCGGUGGCUCUCCGCCCCCGAUCCAUCCCGCAACCACGAUGCCGCUCGCAAGGGACGACAAUCAGAGACGGGCGUCUGGUUUCUUGAGAGUCAGGAAUUCUCCGACUGGAAGGCAUGUCCUGACACGCUGCUCUGGCUGUACGGGAUUCCUGGGUGCGGAAAGACGGUUCUGAGCUCGACAAUUAUUGACGACAUUCUGCACGCCUGCCAGCUCCGACCGUCCAGUGCAGCGGCGUAUUUCUAUUUUGAUUUCAACGACGUCGGGAUGCAAUCGGCUGAAAACAUGCUCCGGUCGCUGCUCACACAGCUUGCUGCCCAAAACAGCACCCCUCGGGCGUUGGAGACGCUUUUCUCGUCGAAGAUGGAUGAUGGCAAGAACCAGCAGCCCUCGACAAAGGAGCUUCUCGCCGUUCUGCGGCAGACGAUCCUCGAAUUUGAGGAGACGUUCAUUAUUGUGGAUGCUCUGGAUGAGUGUGCAAAACGAAAGGAGCUUUUGGGCAUGAUUAAGGAGAUCGCCGGCUGGAAGACCGGCAAUCUGCAUACGCUCGUCACGAGUCGAAGAGAGCCAGAUAUCGAGGAGUGUUUUGAGAGUCUGCCUCAGAUUAAAAGAGUCUCGAUUCAGAAUGCGCGGCUGAAUGAGGAUAUCCAUCUCUACGUGAACGAAAGACUGCGGACGGAUCCGAAGUUGCAAAGAUGGAGAAACCAGCCGGAGGUGCAGAAGGAGAUUGCGGACAAGUUGAUGGAGAAGGCUGAUGGGGUGAUCGACGACGAACACGCCGGCAUCGCUGUGAAGAUCCUGCAGUGGCUGUUCGAUCGCCCCUACUAUGCCAUCUCCCCCGUUGUUGCAACUUCUCCACUGCUCCGAUACGCGGCCAACUACUGGCCAAAGCAUGCUCAGCUGGCAGCAGCAGCAGCAGGGAAAGUGAACCAGCUGAUCAUGGAGCUUUUCCAGCCAGGAGAAGCCUAUCUCAACUGGGUGGCGUUUUUCGAUGGCUACACGCCCGUCGAGCAGCUUCAACAGAGUGCCCACCCCGCUCUACUACGCGGCAUCAUUCGCGGAGCUGAUGUCAAUGCCCAGAGCGGCCCUGCCGGUUGCUCUCUGGCUGCAGCUUCUCUCGCCGGGCACGUCGAGACGGUGCAGCUGCUGCUCGACCGGGGAGCAGACAUCGAGGCGCCCGCCGGCCUCCUGGGGGGAAACGCACUGCUAUUGGCGACGACGAACGGACACCGCGAAGUCGUCCGGUUGCUGCUUGAGCGGGGAGCCAACGUCAAUGCUGAAGGAGCAUCAGAUGACGAUGAUGGUGCAACCGCCCUGCAGGAAGCUGCGUAUCGCGGCGACAGGGAGAUUAAGAUAUCUACAUUGAUUUUCACAGUACUAGCAGGGAUCAGAUCAGGCCACGUAGAUGCUGCUAAUGUAGCUGCAUUGAACACUUUAGGUAUUAAACUGGACCAGAAUCCAGAAGAGCAGUUGCUUUUUUUUAUAAUAAGACCUCGAGGUAUCCCUCUCGCUCUAGGUUUCUUUCUUUCUGCUGCUGCAGUCUGCAUACUCUACUCUCUACUCCGUCUCUCUCCUCGACGAACGAACGUCGAAGCCGUUGGAGCCAUGGCUCAGAAUCAGAUUCCCUCCACUCAAAAUCCAAAACCAGCUGAGAAUAUCCUGGAAGUACAUAAACCGAUUCUGUUUAUUAUGAAUCCAUUGGCACAGCUAGCUACGUGUCCUCUCUCAGUCCAAGUGUCAGAAACUACAAGUAAUAAUAAUGCAAUGCAAUGGUUAUCUUCUAACGAGAUGAUCCAUGGUUUAAUAAUAAUAAUAGAUAUGAGUGUUAACACUUUCCAGAAUGGACGCCGAUACCACGCAUACCACGAAGGAACAUAUAUUCUGUUCACUUUUAUUGCUAGCCCAACGACGAAGAAGAACAAGACCGGAUCGACCUCCUGCAUCAUAUCUACCUCCUUGUCCUUGGUGGAAGACUUCAUCUUGCACCGAUUGGCAGGAAUCUUCAGCGUGUAUUGGACCUUGGUACUGGGACGGGGAUCUGGGCUAUACAGUUUGCUGAGUUUGUGGCUGAUGUCGAGGUCUAUAUACAGUGAAUAUCCUUCUGCGCAAGUUAUUGGCACGGAUUUGAGUCCUAUACAACCUCCUUGGGUCCCUCCGAACUGCACAUUCGAAAUCGACGACUUUGAAAAAGACUGGCUCUUCAAGACCAAGUUCGACUUUAUCCACGGCCGUGAGCUAGAAGGCUGCAUCGCCGACACAGACCGGCUUUUCCGUCAGGCGUUCGACCAUCUCAAGCCUGGCGGAUACUUUGAAUUGGACGCCUUUUAUGCCUAUUGGCUCUCAGAUGAUGAUACCGCAAGCAAGGCUACAAAUAGUCAAGCAUGUAGUAAGAUGCUCCGCGAAGCUGCUGAGAAGUUCGGCAAGAGCUUUGAGAUGGUGCCCUUGUGGAGGGAAAAGAUGGAAAAAGUGGGGUUUGUGGAUGUGAGGGAGUCUGCUUUUAAGAUCCCCGUCGGCCCCUGGCCCAAAGACCCCAAGAUGAAGGAGAUUGGCCGCUUCCAGCAAAUUCAGCAGAUCCAGGCCGUUGAAUCCUACGCUCCGGUACUUCUCUCACGUGUCCUUGGAUGGAGUUCUGCAGAGAGAGAGGCGUUGGUGGCAAAAGUCUGUACUGAGUUGAAGGAUCGUUCGCUGCAUCUGUAUGCGCCUAUGUACUUUGUUUAUGGGCGGAAGCCUUGA